This is a messenger RNA of Emericellopsis cladophorae, 1362 nucleotides long. RefSeq lists its product as uncharacterized. Lineage: Eukaryota; Fungi; Ascomycota; Sordariomycetes; Hypocreales; Bionectriaceae. Bases 1 to 1362 code for a protein of 453 amino acids. The transcript has 2 exons. The record is from RefSeq and is a predicted model, not a curated record.
AUGCAAAGCCAUAAACGAGGAGCCGACGAGGCCUUUUUCGACCACGAAGAUGACUGUAUUAUAGUUUCCGAGCAGCCUGAGCCAGCGCGCAAGGUGCGCCGAGUUCAUUGGGAUCUACCAACUCCGUCGUCGACUUCCGGACUGGACACGGACGCAGCACUCAGCCCAGCACUGCAUACAUUCUCUGCUUCAAGCGUGGCCAUCCCGAUGGAGAUCGACCUGACUGAAGAGGACAGCGACCAACCCGAGGACGCUGAAAUUGUCCAAGCUCGGAAUGCCCGACUCGACGAGUUCCGUGGUUUCACAUCCACCAGUUUCCCCGCGCUUAUGCUGCCUGUCGAGACGAGGCUGGCUUUGAUCGAGACAGGUCACCGUCGACUUGGGAUUGCGCGGGAACAAAAAAUCAUGCUUGUCGAUUUAUACAUUGACGAGCACUGCCUCCCCAUGUGGUCCACGUUCUACUGGGACCCUCAAGAAAUCAGUCUUCAUGACCAUCUGCAAGAGCGCUUUGCGGCGGUAGACUUGGUGCGCAAUAUAGGCGAGCCGCUGCAGAGCGACUUGGUCGUCAAGGCGAAUCAGAAGUUGGACGUUGCGCGCGACUUGGGUCUUACUAUCGACGAUAUUAAGAUCGGGGACGACUUACUUCCAUGUCCAUGCUGGGGCCCCAGGUCACCAAUUCCUGAUGCUUCGAAAUCUUUCGAGCAUGAAGAAGGAGUCGGUGGUGAGAUCUAUGGUGACACUGAAGAUGAAAAGAGACCGUGGUCUCCCAUGUCUGAGGAGAACGAUUCAGACGUAGGACUCAACCACAAUGCUCUCGUAAAUGACAGCGAAGACGGCACAGUUUCAUCGACUGAUGGCGAGGAGGAUGAAUCAUACUAUUCUGAUGCGACGUCGCCCCUCAACAUUUUCCACGAUGCAAUUAUUGCAGACGCACCAGAUGGAGUAGAAUGGGAGGUCGACCUCGAGGUGUACCUCGCACACGAAGACGACCUUGACGUGGCCAAUCUGCCAGAGAUUGAGCUGGCGCUUGAUCGUGACGGCUAUGAAUACCACUUUGAGACAUCGGAGGCGAUUGAUGUCGCUGCGGACUUUCAGAUGACUUGCUCGAUAAACGCGCCUGAGAUCGAGCUGGAGACGUACGAAGAGGACAUGGAAGACAAUAUCAUCGAUUCUGGGCGCACGAAGAAUGAUAAACGGAAAACUAAUAGGAGAAUUUCGCUUGUUGUGGAAGAUAGGGACAACUGUCAUGGGAAUCCAAAUGGUCAUGGGGAAGAACCAGACUCUGAUGUCUCUGAGGAGGUGACGGAUUAUGAGGGGGACUCAGGAGGCACGGUCGUAGAUGUGAAGGAUGAGCGCACAUAA